This is a messenger RNA of Oldenlandia corymbosa var. corymbosa, 1530 nucleotides long. The record is from the annotation of a GenBank genome assembly. Lineage: Eukaryota; Viridiplantae; Streptophyta; Magnoliopsida; Gentianales; Rubiaceae.
AUGACAACAGAGGUGAAUUAUAUUGGUGGCAGAGUUCAUUAUGUUGACUUCAUAAAUGAAUACAAUCUUACCGUGGAGUCCCUGAGGAUUGGCCCAGGAGACGAGGAUCCUUUAAUUAGCCAAUGUUCAAAAGGAGUCGUGGAACAGGGUGAUUGUGUUGAUGAUAGUGGAGAUGAUGUUUAUGGUAGUGGGGAUCAUGGUUCUGGUGAUGAUGACAGUGAAGAUUCAGGUGAUUCUGAUACUGCUUCUUCAUCUGAGUCUGAUUCUGGUGAUUCUGAAUGUGGUUAUGUAUCUGAUGAUGGUGGGGGAAUUGAAAAAAUCGUGGGUGACGAUUAUGUCGAUCAAGAUCUUGUCGAAGACAACGAUUAUGACGUAGAUGACAUGGAUCUGGAGUAUCAGAAAAAAGCUAAUAACGCGAUCCGUGUUCAACCGUGGUGUUGUUUUGACAAGGACCAAAAAUUGGAUAAGGUGAAAGAUUAUGAUCCUGUGGCUAAUUGUGGCUCAUUUGAAUCGUUAAAGUCUAGAAAUAUAUCAGAGGGAUCAAUUUCACAGGAUGCAAAUAGAGGUGGAAAGAAUUUAAAGAAUGAGAGAAAGUAUGUACCUGAGGAUGAUAUGAGAUAUCCAGGGUUUGAGGUGUGGCAUGACUUUGAGGAUAAGUGGCAACUUAUGAGAUAUAAACAACUCCAUUCAGUUGUUGAUAGUCCCCUGAGUCAGAAUUCUCACUCUCGUGAGCGAGGUUCCAGUUGUCUAUUUGUCUUCAGUUCUGCAGAGUCCAUUCGCGGUCUUCUUCCAGUUGUUGCUGCACUUCUGAAAAAUGUUUCCCACAGAUACUGUGUGGAGCAGUUGUGGAAUAAUUUCAAGGUAAAGUACUCCGGAUUGAAAUUGAAAGCCAGCUUCACAUGGAUUGCAAAAGCAACAACUCAUGAGGAAUGGAAGACGCUAAUGGAUGAUUUGAAGAAGAAGCAGGAAUGUGCAUGGAGACUGAUGGCAAGGAGAGUGAGAGGCCCUGAGUUGGCCAAAAGCGAGCGGCAUCCAAGCAGCGGGACAAACCACGCAAAAGGGUUGCAGUUGAACCUUUGGCUGAUGAUACGGUUUCGUGAUAAAGACGAAAAUGAGCCGAACGACCUAUCCCGGUGUCCAUGUCUAGAAUUAAACAGAAAGGAAAUAUUCAGGGUUUGGAUGUGGCAGUUGUCAAGGGGGUUCUUCAAACUAAGUGUUAGUCAGUCACGUACGGCCAAAUAUCGAAUGGUGAGUCUUAGUCAACUCAUCUUGGACGCAUCUCUCUUCUUGGACGCAUCUCCUUCCCCAAAUCUGGCCAAAAACCAUUUGCAUCAUCUUAUAAUAAGAUCUAGGUCGAUUUCUUCAACAUGUAAUGAGGCAUUUUCAAAAAGGGAGAAAUGUUCUUUUCGUUCAGUUCCCCAAGAAAUAGUUUUGUGCCAGAGGAGCUUACUGGAGUGUAUCUACCGUGUUUGCAAGUAUUACAAGGACAUCCAGAGCAUGGAGGAGGUGGAGAAGAGGUACAAGGACUAG